Molecule: messenger RNA, 2357 nt
Organism: Monomorium pharaonis (pharaoh ant)
Lineage: Eukaryota; Metazoa; Arthropoda; Insecta; Hymenoptera; Formicidae
Product: axonemal 84 kDa protein
Exons: 14
Coding region: 19-2313 (764 amino acids)
Cellular component (GO): axoneme
Molecular function (GO): microtubule binding; beta-tubulin binding
Source: RefSeq, a predicted model, not a curated record
UUUUUAGAAAAUAAAACAAUGACUAAAAAAGCACGCAAAGCGUUAGAGAAAGAGCAAGCGGCUUCUGCUGCCGCUGAAGCUGAAAGAAUUAGAAUACAGAUGAUUAAAGAUAUGCAGGAAGAAAUUCGAUUGGAAAAGUACAAUACGGAAAGACAAAUAUUACUCGAGGAACAAGAAGCAACGAUGCGAAACGUUCAAUUGAAAGAGACAUUGUUCGUGCUUCAUGAUUACAAGGAUGCAUUUAUACAAUAUUUAACUGCUGCUGAAGAAGAGGAAAAAUGGGCUAGAUAUAUGACCUGCGACGGAUUACCAGACCCCGGCAGUUUAUCUGAAAUGAAUACUUUUAUGUUUUUGUGGUCAAUGGAAGACGAGAAAGUUAAUAUGAACACAUUUUUUGCAAAAUACAAUAUUAUUAUUUAUUUAUUAUCGAAACUCAACGAAAUAAUACAAUUUUCUUUGAUCAGCUCACCAGAGUACAUAGUCGAAUGCAAGACGAUCAGACAACGAUUUCGUGACAAGCUUCAGGAAUGGAUAGAUAUGGCAUGUUAUUCUCUUUUACGUCAAAUAGAAAGAGAUAUGAUCCAUGAAGGCAUAAAAACGGCGAGAUAUACCAAAAUUUCCGAUGAAAUUAGUUGUUGUCUAUGGGCCUUGAUAAAAUUGCCUAUUCCACUUAAACAAGUUACUGAAAAAGAUAGAAAACCUAUUGAAGUUCACUUCGAAGAAAUUGAGUUGACUGUUAAAAUGCCAAUAGACAUCGAUUGCUAUUGUAUGGCGAUAAGAGCAUUAUGGGUAAAAUAUGACCAUUAUUCUGAUUCUGCGACUUCAUACAUCAUACCAAAAUUACCAAAGAAAUAUGAAAGCUUGUAUACGAUGGAUUUUUUUACCUAUUGUCAAAACGAGUACAAUGCGAAAUUGAAGAUACGAGAGGAACAAGUCGAAGGCCGUCGUCUUCGCUUGGAGGAAAAGAAAGCUAUACUUGAAAGAAUGGAGAAUCCGCCAGCUCCAAUGCCUACAAACCCCGAAAGAAAAGGAAAAUUACAGAAAAAACCGGGUAUCCAAGGAGCGAAGCGUCCGGAAGCAGAACAAGAAUCAGAACAAUUACCGUAUCUGCCUACACCAGAUGAAAUUAUUUUACAACAAGAAGAUGAAACUCGAAAGGAAAUUAGAAAACUGCUGUUUACGCGUUGCGAAAAAACAGAGAUUAAUUUGCGAAAAUACAAGAUACUUGGUGGUGUAUUACACAUUGAUUUAGUUUAUCAGCCGCCACAACCCAAGGACAUGAGAAAAGACAUCAUGCUUACUACCUUACAAAUUCCCAAAGAACUGAAAUUUGUGCCUUUUUACAAGCCUUAUAAGGCACCGCCACCAGCACCUGAUUCUGAAAGGACACCAGAAAUAAUCGAGGCAGAAAUAAAAGCUUUGGAAGCUGCCAUGGAGGCACUGGCUCUAGUAACUUUAAAGCUUCCCAGCUCUAUUAUUUGGUUUGAACCACCAUUAGUAGCACAUUGGAUUUCUGAGAGAAAAAUAUGGUCUACACAGGACGUUCAUGAUAUCAAGUAUAAUGAAGAGAAGCAAACUAUUACGUUUAGAACUGGCAAAUUAGGCAUUCACGGUCUCGCAACUUUUAAGUUUAUUAACAUCCCAUUCCAAAGUUGGGAACUCAAGCCUGAAAUAGGCAGAAACGCACGCGGUGGUAUAGUACUUAAUGUGACUGCUGCCAUUGUUCAAGCAGAAUUCAUAGUCAGGGAAGACCUGGUCUGCUUAAAUUCAUUAGCUGGUGGUAUGUCGACGGAACUUAAAAAGAUUAUUGGAGAGUAUAUGAAGUUACAUAUUUUAAUUGAGAAGAUGCGCAACGCCGGCUGCGAUCUAUUUCCAGAGCGAGAUGUCUUCGCUUAUGUAAAGGCUCUUCCGAUGAAACAUCCGGUAACUGAAAGGCACCUACGAGAAUGUAUGGCAUUACUUUGUACAGCAUAUACAUUUUCCUGGUCACGCUGGAACGCAAGUCGAAAUUCUAGAGAAAUUGUGAUACAAUUCAAAGAACUCCACGGAUGCGUUGCAAAAGAGCGAACAAAUUUAACUCUUUUGAUUACUCCAUUGCGAACGAUGAUGAUAUCCUGUACCGAAGUAAGUUCAGAAUUUUCGAGUGCACCGUUAGAUGAUGAAAACUCAAAGUUUUAUGCUGAUUUAUAUCACUUGGCACUGCAGAAUGCUGGGAUCAAAAGUCGGAUACUAAUGAAAAACAUCUCUUUUAAUCUUGUCAAUACCGUCGCAGAACUUUUAGGUCGCACUAAUGUAAUUAACGUAUCAUCGUAAAAGUUAAUUUCAAAAAAUGGAAAUAAAUAAUGUCUUUUAGUAAA